Molecule: messenger RNA, 1965 nt
Organism: Tripterygium wilfordii
Lineage: Eukaryota; Viridiplantae; Streptophyta; Magnoliopsida; Celastrales; Celastraceae
Exons: 7
Coding region: 347-1732 (461 amino acids)
Source: RefSeq, a predicted model, not a curated record
GAAACAUAUUCUCUCAUCUCUCUCUAUCUCUCAUAUUCGUCAUUCUUUUCUUUUUUUUUUCUAAUUUUCUUUUUCCCUAAACUACCUAGGGCCAUGACUUCAUCACUACCCAGUAUUUAUAUCUCCACAUUCACAUGGGCAAAACUUUGAGAAAACCAAACCCAGUUGAGUUAUUUAAGUUUUUCUUCUGCCUAGAAGUCCCAAAUUUUGUCAGAGACAUAAACCCAAGGCAGCAUUAGAAGCUGGAAGCCUGAGAGAGGUUGGAAGGAAUUGAAGCAACUGUUAUUGUUGGGUGUUUUCAAGAGCUUUGGAAAUGGUGUGAGAGAUUUAUGAUAUUCAUUUUUGAAUGGUCAUCAUGUGUUGGAUGAUGGAUUCAUGGAGUAAUAAAUGGUGUAGUUUUUAUCAUACAAGUAGAAGAAGACAAUGUACACAAAGCCAAUAUGCAGAUUCUUUAGCUAAACAGAAAGCGCCAGGAAGUUUCUCCUCAAGGAUGGACUCUAGCAGCAGCAGCUGGUGUAACAAUAUCUCAAUUUUUGUAUGUACUCUACUUGUUGUUUCUUCUUCACUUUGUCCUGCCCAAUCCUCGGAUACCAAUCAAACUUUCAAGCCACAAAGAGAGUUGCACAAGUUGAGAUUUAUAAGAGCCCAUCUCCAGAAGAUUAACAAGCCUGCUGUCAAGACAAUUCAGAGUCCAGAUGGUGAUAUCAUAGAUUGUGUUUUAUCUCAUCAGCAACCGGCUUUCGAUCAUCCUCUAUGGGAAGGAAAAAAACCAUUGGAUCCACCAGAGAGGCCAAAAGGGCAUAGCCCAGCAGCAAUGGCAUCUGAAAAUUUUCAGUUGUGGAGUUUGUCUGGUGAAUCAUGUCCAGAAGGAACAAUUCCAAUAAGAAGAACAACAGAACAAGACAUGUUAAGAGCAAGUUCUGUUAGAAGAUUUGGGAGGAAGUUAAGAAGACAUGUUAGAAGAGACACAAGCAGCAAUGGUCAUGAGCAUGCAGUUGGGUAUGUAUCUGGAGAACAAUAUUAUGGAACAAAAGCAAGCAUAAAUGUGUGGGUACCUCGAGUCUCCAAUCAAUAUGAAUUCAGCCUAUCACAGUUGUGGGUCAUCUCUGGUUCAUUUGGUGAUGAUCUUAACACCAUUGAAGCUGGUUGGCAGGUUAGUCCAGAACUAUAUGGUGACGGCUACCCCAGAUUCUUUACUUAUUGGACAACCGACGCGUAUCAAGCAACCGGAUGUUACAAUCUGCUGUGUUCAGGGUUUGUACAAACCAACAACAGAAUUGCAAUUGGGGCUGCCAUCUCUCCAACCUCAUCUUACAAUGGCGGACAAUUCGAUAUUAGCAUUUUGAUUUGGAAGGAUCCAAAGCAUGGGAAUUGGUGGCUAGAAUUUGGAUCAGGAAUUCUAGUUGGGUAUUGGCCAUCAUUCUUGUUUACCCACUUGAGGGAUCAUGCAACUAUGGUACAAUUUGGAGGAGAAGUUGUGAAUUCCAGGCAAACAGGGUCUCACACUUCAACACAAAUGGGGAGCGGACAUUUUGCAGGAGAAGGGUUUGGAAAAGCAUCAUAUUUUAGAAAUCUACAGGUUGUUGAUUGGGACAACAAUUUAAUCCCUCUAUCAAAUCUGAAGGUUUUGGCUGACCACCCCCAUUGCUAUGACAUACAAGGAGGCAUCAAUAGGGUUUGGGGCAAUUACUUUUACUAUGGAGGACCAGGAAGAAAUGUCAGGUGUCCCUAGUGGGAUCAACAGUGCAGAAUAUUUAUUCUUUUCUCUUUUAUAAUUUUUUUUUUCUUAAUUUUCUUGUUGGGUUUGCAAUUGGCUGCUUAUGGGUUGGGUUGGGUUAUUCUUAAUUUCUUAUAGUUAUUUACUAAGUUAAUCCAAAUUUUUUAAGAGAAACUAACUGGUGAUGAAUUAUGUAAAUGUGGAGAUCCAAAAGAAAAUAGUGAAAUAUGAAUACUAUUGUUUGUGAU